Venturia canescens is the source of this 1328-nucleotide messenger RNA. RefSeq names its product aurora kinase C-like (gene aurB). The transcript has 6 exons. Gene Ontology annotation, molecular function: protein kinase activity; ATP binding. Bases 249 to 1178 code for a protein of 309 amino acids. Gene Ontology annotation, biological process: mitotic spindle organization; regulation of cytokinesis; protein phosphorylation. Gene Ontology annotation, cellular component: kinetochore; spindle midzone; spindle pole centrosome. NCBI's taxonomy places the organism in Eukaryota, Metazoa, Arthropoda, Insecta, Hymenoptera, Ichneumonidae. The record is from RefSeq and is a predicted model, not a curated record.
UUACCUGAGUUUGUAAAAAAAAAAAGAUAAAUAAAAUUCAGAGCAUUGUUACAGCAAAAAAAGAGGAUGUCAAAUACUCUACAACUUUGACGAGCAAGGAAGUUAUAGCAGAACCUACGAAAUUCAGGCGUACAUACAAAAGUAGCGUCACAGUGCGAACGUCACGCCGCCAAGCGACGGAUUGGGUGGCAGCAGAAAGUUUGUCUUCAAGCCGCCCGUAAGAACUGGACUUCUAUAUUUAUUUAACAAUGGCGCCGGUCAACGGAAUUUUUAAUAUGCCGGAUAAUGUUCCGGCUAAAUAUGCUGAAGACGUCGCUAAAACUCUUUGUUCUAUGGAAGCCCAUGUCGAUGCUCGAGGCGGCGUUGAAGCCGAUUACACCUGGACGAGAGAUGAUUUUAAUAUCGGAGCGCCCCUUGGCAGAGGAAAGUUUGGUAGAGUUUAUUUGACUAAAGAGAAAACUUCUAACUACAUUGUAGCUCUGAAGACCCUCUACAAGGUUGAACUUGUAAAAGGAAGAGUGGAAAAACAAGUUAUGAGAGAAAUUGAAAUUCAGUCUCAUCUUCGUCAUCCUAACAUUCUCCAAUUAUUUACCUACUUUCACGAUGAAAAGCUGAUCUACUUAGUUCUGGAAUUUGCGGCUGGGGGUGAACUCUAUAAAGUAAUGAAACGUCAGCCUGGGGAAAGAUUCAACCAACACUUGUCUGCUAAAUACACGUAUCAAGUAGCCGAUGCUCUUGAUUACUGCCACAAAAACGAUGUAAUACACAGAGACAUAAAACCAGAAAAUUUACUAUUGGAUAAUCAAGGAAACAUCAAACUAGCCGAUUUUGGCUGGUCCGUUCAUGCUCCUUCUUCCAAACGCAACACACUUUGUGGUACUCUGGAUUAUUUACCUCCGGAAAUGGUGACCGGACAAACGUACGACAUUUAUGUAGAUCAUUGGUGUCUUGGGAUUUUGUGUUACGAAUUCCUCGUCGGUAAACCACCAUUCCUGAGCGACUCGCAGCAAGAAACUUAUACGAGAAUAAAAACUUUGAAUAUGCAAUGGCCUUCUGUGAUAAAACCGGGCGCCAAGGAUCUUAUAUCAAAAUUGAUAAAACGUCGUGGUUCAGAUCGAAUUUCUCUAUCGGAGGUGAAGAAACAUUACUGGAUCGUAGAAAAUAAGGACAACAAAUGAAGUUAUUGUUUUUUCCAUUCCCAAAUAACGGAACUACUAAUUAGUAGUGGAAUUAGUAAUGGAAAAUAAUGGCAUUAGUAUUGGAAUGGAAUGUAAUUCAAAUGAUUUUAAACACUCGCCAAUUUACUAAUGGAAUUUUAAGAGAGCAUA